ACUCCCCCGGGCUCGCACCGGGGACUCGCGAGCUUUCAAGCCCUCCGCCUCCUCCCUGGCUGUCUCGAAGCCCAAGACGGUGGCACCCCGGCUCCCCGUGGCUCCUCCCUUGGUUUCUGGCCCGAGACCUGCAGUGGGCAUCGGGCCGGGCCGCCCAGCGGGGAAGCGGGAGGCCACAGAGCAUGGCCUUGGUGCUGCUGCCUGGCGACGGCUGCGGCAGACGCAGGAAGCUCUGAUCCCCCGAGCAAAGCCGACGUUACUCACAGAUCCCAGGGCAGAGACACCGGGCGGAGGGGAGCUGGUGGGCAAGCCUCGCGUUCUGGCCCCAGAGGCCCGCAGGGCGGCCCAAGGAGACGUCCCCAAGAUGGUGAUGCUUCCGCGGGACCUGGAGGGGAAGCGCGCGGUGACCCUCAUCCACACACCCAGCCGAGUCCGCUUCGUGAACAGCACGUGGGUGUUCGGGAAGGGCAUGUGCCACGUCAGCCGCUUUGCCCAGUACUGCUCCCUGCACGUCUCCGCGCUGACGCUGACGGCCAUUGCGGUGGACCGCCACCAGGUCAUCAUGCACCCACUGAAGCCCCGGAUCUCAGUGGCCAGGGGCGUAGUCUACGUCGCCGUCAUCUGGACCAUGGCUACCGUCUUUUCGCUCCCACACGCCAUCUGCCAGAAGCUGUUCACCUUCAAGUACAGCGAGGACACCGUGCGCUCCCUGUGCCUGCCAGACUUCCCGGAGCCGGCUGACCUCUUCUGGAAGUGCCUGGACUGGGCCACCUUCGUCCUGCUCUACAUCCUGCCGCUGCUGGUCAUCUCUGUGGCCUACGCCCGCGUGGCCAAGAAGCUGUGGCUGUGCGGCGCCAUCGGGGACGUGACCACGGAGCAGUACCUGGCCUUGCGGCGCAAGAAGAAGACGACCGUCAAGAUGCUGGUGCUGGUGGUGGUCCUCUUCGCGCUCUGCUGGUUCCCCCUCAACUGCUACGUGCUGCUGCUGUCCAGCGCGGUCAUCCGCGCCAACAACGCGCUCUACUUCGCCUUCCACUGGUUCGCCAUGAGCAGCGCCUGCUACAACCCCUUCAUCUACUGCUGGCUGAACGAGAGCUUCCGGGCGGAGCUGAAGGCGCUGCUCAGCGUGUGCCCCCGGCCCGCCAAGCCCCAGGGGGCCCGGCCGCCCUCCCCGGCGCCGUCCUUCAGGGUGGCCUGGGCGGAGCGGGGCGACAGCCGGAGGGCUCCACCGGCCGGCCGCUCCCCGCCCCCCUCACCACGGCUGCCUGGGAAGACAGACCUGGCGGCUGUGGAGCCCGUCGUGGUGCUGAGCUAG
Carlito syrichta (Philippine tarsier) is the source of this 1315-nucleotide messenger RNA. It is a transcript of the gene GPR83, whose product is annotated as G protein-coupled receptor 83. NCBI's taxonomy places the organism in Eukaryota, Metazoa, Chordata, Mammalia, Primates, Tarsiidae. Gene Ontology annotation, molecular function: neuropeptide Y receptor activity. The transcript has 6 exons. Gene Ontology annotation, biological process: neuropeptide signaling pathway. The record is from RefSeq and is a predicted model, not a curated record. Gene Ontology annotation, cellular component: membrane. The annotation marks the transcript as partial.